AUGAGCCUGGCGAACUGGGUUCUGUGCUCUCUGAUGUCUGAGGAAGGGAGGGAGAGCGGCAACUACCGCAAGGAGCGACUAGAGGAAGAGGCUUGGCCAGGGUGUGGGCGUGGCUGGAGAAGGCUUUGGGGCGGGGCUACGCAGGCGGCAGGCGAGGAGCCCCGCGAGAAUAAGAGGCUGGGCGUCGGCUCCGGGUCCGCGGCUUCUCAGCGGCGGGCGCGGCUGCUGCAGAGCAUCUCUGCGACGCCCUUGCCUGGUAACCUCAUCUCCGUUCCUUUCUCCUACAUCUUCUUCCCCCUGGUCUCCUCUCGGGUCCCCCUUUUCCCAACGUCCCGAUCGCUCGGCCCGGCUCCAUCCCCAUCCCCAUCCCCGUCCCCGUCCCCGUCCCCGUUCGGGGAUGUUCUCCGCAGACCCGCGCCGUUGUUUCUGACGCUGUUCCUCUUUGCCUACAAGCUGUGCCGCUUCUUCAUGUCGGGCCCACGGCCGGGAGCCGAGUGGCUAGUGGCGCUGGGGCCGGACAUGAAGGGCGGCGAUAACCUAUGGUGUGCCGCGGGCGGCCACGGGGCCUACGAGGUGUCGCCUGGGUUGAGCACCAAGGUGCGGGGUGCCCUGGACAGCACCCUGCCCGAGAUGCAGCAGGCGCUGUCGGAGCUGAAGCAGGCCUGCAGCCCGCAGGCCUUGGGCACCUGCCUGGGUGAGAUCAUCCAGCUGGUAGGGGAGGCCUGGCUGCUGCCGGCCGUGGGCCGCGAGGUAGCCCAGCGUCUGUGCAACACCAUCCGCCUGGACGGCGGCCUCGACGUGCUGCUGCGGCUGCUGCAGGAGACGGAGCUGGAGACUCGGAUGCAGGCCGCACGCCUGCUGGAGCAGAUCCUGGUGGCUGAAAACCGGGACCGGGUGGCAAGCAUCGGGCUGGGCGUCAUCUUGAACCUGGCAAAGGAGCGUGAGCCGGUGGAGCUGGCGCGAAGCGUGGCAGGCAUCUUGGAGCACAUGUUCAAGCACUCGGAGGAGACGUGCCAGCGACUGGUGACAGAGGGCGGACUGGACGCGGUGCUGUACUGGUGCCGCCGCACGGACACAACGCUGCUCCGUCACUGCGCGCUGGCGCUGGCCAACUGCGCGCUGUACGGGGGCCAGGCGGUGCAGCGGAGCAUGGUGGAGAAGGGCACUGCUGAGUGGCUCUUCCCGCUUGCCUUCUCCAACGAGGACGAGCUGCUGCGGCUGCAUGCCUGCCUCGCUGUGGCGGUGCUGGCCACCAACAAGGAGGUGGAGCGCAAGGUUGAGCUCUCCGGCACGCUGGCGCUCGUGGAGCCGCUCGUGGCCUCGCUGGACCCCUGUCACUUCGCCCGCUGCCUGGUGGACGCCAGCGACACAAGCCAGGGCCGCGGUCCAGACGACCUGCAGCGCCUCCUGCAGCUGCUCGACUCGUCGCGCUUGGAGGUGCAGUGCAUCGGGGCUUUCUAUAUGUGUGUUGAAGUUGCCAUCAAGAACCUGCAGGGCAAGAACAAGGUAUUCAGCGACAUCGGCGCGGUCCAGAGCUUGAAACGCCUGGUUUCCUACUCCACCAAUGGCACCACCUCGGCUCUGGCCAAGCGCACAUUGCGCCUGCUGCGCGAAGAUGUGCCGCGGCGCAUCCUGCCCUGCGUGCCCAGCUGGAAGGAGGCUGAGGUCCAAAUGUGGCUGCAGCAGAUCGGCUUCUCUCAGUACUGCAGGCGUUUCUGUGAGCGGCAGGUAGAUGGCGACUUGCUUCUGCGCCUCACGGACGAGGAACUCCAGACCGACCUGGGCAUGAAAUCGAGCAUCAUCCGCAAGAGAUUCUUUAGGGAGCUCACGGAGCUCAAGACCUUCGCCAACUACGCUACGUGCGACCGCAGCAACCUGGCUGACUGGCUGGGCAGCCUGGACCCGCGCUUCCGUCAGUACACGUAUGGCCUGGUCAGCUGCGGCCUGGACCGCUCCCUGCUGCACCGCGUGUCAGAGGAGCAGCUCCUGGAGGACUGCGGGAUCCGCCUGGGCGUGCAUCGCGCCCGCAUCCUCACUGCCGCCAGAGCUCCCGAAGGGCUAGGGGAGACACAUUGCGGUGGGGCCUCAGAGCUUCACUGCAGAUUGAUUGAGCACGUGCUGUGCCAGACUACGUUCUGA
Molecule: messenger RNA, 2139 nt
Organism: Hipposideros armiger (great roundleaf bat)
Lineage: Eukaryota; Metazoa; Chordata; Mammalia; Chiroptera; Hipposideridae
Gene: SARM1
Product: sterile alpha and TIR motif containing 1
Exons: 8
Coding region: 1-2139 (712 amino acids)
Biological process (GO): negative regulation of MyD88-independent toll-like receptor signaling pathway; response to axon injury
Cellular component (GO): dendrite
Molecular function (GO): protein binding; signaling adaptor activity; NAD+ nucleosidase activity
Source: RefSeq, a predicted model, not a curated record